Poeciliopsis prolifica (blackstripe livebearer) is the source of this 4572-nucleotide messenger RNA. Its product is annotated as E3 ubiquitin-protein ligase RNF34-like. Gene Ontology annotation, molecular function: ubiquitin protein ligase activity. NCBI's taxonomy places the organism in Eukaryota, Metazoa, Chordata, Actinopteri, Cyprinodontiformes, Poeciliidae. Gene Ontology annotation, cellular component: cytoplasm; plasma membrane. Gene Ontology annotation, biological process: negative regulation of extrinsic apoptotic signaling pathway via death domain receptors; proteasome-mediated ubiquitin-dependent protein catabolic process; protein K48-linked ubiquitination. The record is from RefSeq and is a predicted model, not a curated record. The transcript is spliced from 7 exons. Bases 163 to 1320 code for a protein of 385 amino acids.
AGCAGCAGCAGCAGCAGCAGGAUAGCAACGGUAGAGAGUUAGUGCACUUACAGUGGGGUGUCUCCGUGUUACUAGCGGCUGUUUGGCUAAAUAAGCGACCUACCUAUUUGCAAUGAAUGCACCGGGUGUCGAGUUUUUCUCAGUAGCAACGUCGGAGCUACAAUGAAGGCUGGGGCUUCGUCGGUGUGGGCUUCAUGCUGUGGUCUGCUGAAUGAAGUCAUGGGUACCGGGGCCGUCCGAGGCCAGCAGCCAGGGUUUGGUGCCGGUGCCGGCCCCUUCAGGUUCGCCCCCAGCGCGGGAUAUUCCACGUACCCGCCCAACAGCUCAGGGAACCCCGGCCUUGUCUGUAAGGCUUGUGGACAGGCCUUCUCAGUCUUCAGGAGGAAGUACACUUGCUGCGACUGCAAGAAGAGCUUCUGCUCGCUGUGCACUGAGGUUCUGGAGAGCCUACGCAUUUGCGCCACCUGCCAUUUGUUGAAGGCCACGGCGUUCCAUCGGCCGCGGCUCAUGCGUCUGCGAGUGAGGGACCUGCGUCAGUAUCUGCUGCUGCGGAACAUCUCCACUGACACCUGCAGGGAGAAGGAGGACCUGGUCGAUUUGGUCCUCUGUCAUCAGGCUUUUGAGGUGGAGGACGAGGAGGAGGAGGAGGAGGAGGAAGACGAUGAAGAUGAUGACGAUGACGAGGUGGAGGACCCUAACACAGCCAGCCUCCUCUCUCAUAUUCAUCGUGCGCUAGCAGAUUCCAUCACACCGCCUGCCUCUGAGCUGUCUGCUGCCACCCUCGAGGAAUCGCUCAGCGGGAGCGAAAGUCUUGAAACCAACCAGGAUUCAGAUGAGACCACGCCAGUGUCGCUCCUUAACUUGGACUCCAGGGAACAAACUCCUCAGACGAGUCCUCAGACACGCUGUGGAGCCGGAGCAUCCGUCUCUGACAUCUCUAGCGUGGGGGACAUCAAGGGCCUGUCAGUCAGGCAGCUGAAGGAAAUCCUGGCAAGGAAUUUCGUCAACUAUUCUGGGUGCUGUGAAAAAUGGGAGCUGGUGGAGCGUGUCAAUAGAUUGUACAGCGAAAAGGAGAAGAAUACAAAUACAGUGAUGGCCUUCCCCUCUCCUCUCUGCAACGGGGCCAUCGGAGACGGUGAAAAGUGUCCUCUGACGCUCCAGGACGACAACCUGUGCAGGAUCUGCAUGGACGCGGCGAUCGACUGCGUCCUGUUGGAGUGCGGUCACCUGGUCACCUGCACCGACUGCGGCAAGAGAAUGAACCAGUGUCCGAUAUGCAGGCAGUACGUCGUGAGAGCUGUGCACGUUUUUAAAUGCUAAUGCACCACUGACUCAAAACCCCCCAAUUCAGAAAUGCAGCUCAUAAAGUUUGAAUCCUACAAAAAAAAAAAAAAAAAAAAACUUAUUUUCAGAUCUUUAUAUUGACGAGAGUCUUCAUGGUCAUUCGCACACAGAAAAAUAAUGUUUUCUUUCUGUCUUUUUUUUGGGGGGGGGGGAGAAUUUGACUUUGGUCGACCAGGUAGUUUUUUUUUUGUUGUUGUUUUUUUUUUUACAGUAUUUCAAAGCCAAGGUUGCGGGGCAGAUUUUAUUGUUUUGUAAACAUCCCAUUCCUCAUUUCUGCCUGCGAACUGUAGCUCCUCCUCAGAUCUACGACUCUUUACCUGCUGCCACAUGCGAACACAUAUCUUAGUACAGACUUGCACUGAAUCUCAGCAGAGGAGUGAAAGGUAGGUGCCAAACGACGCAGUCGCCUUGUUGCUUCUUUUCUCAUCUUCUUCCCUCCGCUGUGGGAUGACACUGUUAAUGUUUCAGCAUGUUGGGACGGAAAGCACUUUGCCCACGCUCCACGCUAAUGCAGCACCACUCACAACCCCACCGCACCUCACGACAGCUAAUGGUUGCUUCGAUAAUGCGCGCCUCUUCCUGAAUGCCUGAUGAGAGACGCUAAUUCUAUAUUUUUUUUCUUUUGAAAUGUUUGCCGUUUUAAAUGUGGCGCCGUGCAGCCCUCAAAGGAGCACACGCUCUGGCGAUUAUCUGACUUCAUGGUUGUGCUUUGUGAGGCCGAUGCAUUAUUAAUUGCGUCGAUUUCCUCCGUCGUGAAACAAGUGCUUGUUUCAGUGCGUUACCCGUUCCAGCGUUCAUGCAAGGUCCUCAUCACAGCAACGGCUGACCUCCGUCACCUCUUGUCCUGUCUCAGUCCGCGAACAGGAGACUCAAACUAAACUGGUGCUAACUCAUCCGAUCAUCUUCCCUGUUUUCUAGCAGACGUUUUUCACGUGAAGCUUACAUUUUCUUAAGUUGUUGGAAUGUAAUUUAUUAUUAUUAUUAUCGUUAUUAUUACGUUUGUCAUAUAUAAGAUGACUAAUGAAACCAUUUGAGUGAUGUGAAAGUAUAUCCAGAUAAUGACUUGUACAUAUAUCAGUCUGUAUAAGAUGUACAUAGCUCUAUUUUUCCAUUUGGUUUGAAUUGUGUGCGAAAAUGUUUAUUUUUUCAGGAUUGUGUUCUGUGACGUGGCCUGAAAUGUGUUGGAAAUGUUUUGGUUGGCUCGAGCUUUUCUUUGAACCACAGCAUAACAAGAAGCUUUACAUCGUUUCUCUCUCUAGUAUCUCCCUCCCCUGCUUAAAAACAAAACAAACAAAAAAAGUACACUCGCUGCUGUCACAGUGCAGAUGUCCGGAGCAAAUUGCACAUUUCUGUUACAGAAGGUAUAAUCAUGUACAAGGUGUGGUCUUUGUAUUUGCAGAUGUUGACAUUUAUAUUAUGGUAAAUUAAAAGAUUUUAAUUAAUGUCUUUUUUUUAACUAUUGUGCAUGACUUGCAAGAAACACCUGUGCUUUUCAAUAAAGUCGUUUGUUUCAGAAACAAAACAAAAAAAAUCCACGCUGCACUUUUUGUCAAUUUAAUUUGUUUAACCACGAGUUUGUAAUUGACAGUAUUUUUCUGAUAAUCUUAGAAGUGUAGAACAGAGAGUCAAACAGACUUGAAAAGUUGUGACAGCAGCUGCGUGGGUGUGAGGGGGGAGCAAUCUAAAUUUUUAUGUCAGGGGGCCCCAAGAUUCCUGGCGGCGCCCCUGCUCAUGAUCCUUCUAGCACCGCGCCUGGCAGUUUGAGGUUUUGCCAACCUUUUGCUUUCUAUGCCUUCAAAUGAAACGUGUUGUCUUUUGUGGGGUUUUUUCUCUCCCUCUCUCUCUCCUUCUCGAAAAGGGAAAUGAGGAAACUUUGGAAACAUGAGAGAUCAAAUUGUAAAUCGACUCCCCAGCAGACAUCGAAAGCUGCAGGACCUCCCUGAUCUCUCCUGCUCGGUUCGCCUUCAUAAAAAACCUACUAAUCCACAGCUUGCUCCGACAGCUGCUCACAUUUACCAUUAAUCGGCUGCACUAAUGAGUCAGAUCUCGGCCAUUAAGCGCACCACAGCAAGUUCCAGAUGAACCGCGCACUUUGAGUGGGAAUCUCAGCCACGUUUUGGCGCAACUCUCGCUGGAUUUCACUGUUCCGGUUUUGACAAAGCCGGUUGGUUUUCCGAGCACGUUUCGAAAAUAGUCCGUGCAUUUUAAGUCCAGGCCAAUACUGGAAGCUCGUUGAUCGUCACGCAUCGCUCAAAUAUGGCGGCGGGACAAAAGUUCAGGCAUUUUGGACACGAUGACAGUAAGUUUGUUUGAAAGGUUGUCACGCAUGCUUGCGGCGGCAUCAUGCUGAGGGACUGGGUCACUGCCAGUGGUGCUGGCGCCACAAACCAAGAACAACUUGGAACAGCGGAAACAACUUAAGGAAGAGUUGAACAAUGAUGAGUGGAGCCAGUUAGCGGCUUAAAAGUCCAGAUCGAGAUUUUGGAAAAUCGAAUUAAUCGAAUGAGCCUCAGCAGUUUCUGAUGGGGAGAAACUGCUUGCAUCAUUAAUAAGUCAAAAAGUCUCGAUGAUGAUACAAAUUAAGUUCUUUUAAUGCAAAUUAGCACUUCUUUUUUGAUUUACAUGUAUAAACAUAAUCACAUUCACCUGAGGCGAGAAAUUUACAGCACAACACCCAAAAAUACAACACCGACUGUAUGAAGUAUAUUUUUAAAUGUAUGCAAAUAACUUGCAGAGGUCAUAAUUAGUUGCCCUUAUGGCUGUGUGAGGCUGCCUGCUUUAAAGCCACUGUUAGAUUGGCUUUAAUUGACUUUUGGGCACCAAAACACAAACCCGGUGGCAGAUGAAGAGCUCCAGCCACCCCGAUAAAUUAUUCACACGCAUCAUUUGAACCAACUAUGUGAGACACCUAUGUCAAGUCACUGAAAAAACAAAUAAAUACAAACUGUAAUAAAAAUAUAAAUCAAUAAAUUAAUAUUGAGAGAUUGCUGGAAACCGCUAAACAAAACGCCCCACAGUUAAAAGUCUUGUAAAACAUCCAAGGGUGUAACAGAAAUAUGAAAUUUAUCGCUUUCUCUGAAAUUUAUCUAUUUAAUGUAGCUAUGGUAAUUAAAUCACAGCACAUGCAUGCUUUUCUUAUCUGUAUGCUGAAGCGUCGAUGUCAAACAUGGAUUUUGGCACACAAGUAAAAAAAAAAAGAAAAAGGAAGCUAAGUUGUUCUGUUGAAAA